GCUGAAGCAUCAGAUGGAGUCAGAGAGCUGGCAGACACCAGGGAACAGAGCUGUCAGUGAGACAUGGCGUCCUCUGCUGGUGGAAGACCUGACCUGCUCCGUGUGUCUGAGCGUCUUCACCGACCCCGUCACCCUCCAGUGUGGACACUCCUUCUGCAGGCGGUGUGCGGGGGAAGUCCUGGCCGUCCAGCCGCGGUGUCCUCAGUGCUGCCGGGCCGUGGUGACCGAGGCUCAGGAUCUGCCCUCCAGCCUCAUCCUGAAGAGCCUGGCUGAGAAGGCCAGAGGAGCCCGGAGCCUGCAGGCGGCCGAUCUGUGUCCAGAACACGAAGAGAAGCUGAAGCUCUUCUGCAUCACUGAUCAGCAGCUGACUUGCAUCAUUUGCAGAGACGCAGAGAGACAUGAAGGACACACAUUUAAACCAAUCAAGGAAGCAGAUGCAGCCCUGAGAAAGGAGCUGGAAACGUUUCUGCAGAACGUUUCUGGAGAUAUCAGUGCUGUAGAAGGUCUAGCUGACAGGCAGAGGGAAGAAAUCUCAAAAAGCAGGAAGAAGUCGGAGAACCUCAUGACCCAGAUCAGCAACCAGUUCAGAGAGAUGCACCAGUUUUUGACAAGGAGAGAAAAGCAGAUCGAGAACGAGUUGAAACAAAAGCAAGAAGAUGAAAUGAAGAGAAUGGAUGAGAGUUUACGAGCUGUGGAGACAGUUUUGUGUGAGCGGAAAGAGCUCGAGGUCAAAGUAAACUCAGCUCUAGAAAUUAAAGACUCAGAGAGCUUCUUAAAGAGCUGGACUGAGGAUAAGAACAGGAAGACGACAGGAGAUUUAUUCAGACCCAGAGCCGAAGAGCUCAGAGUGGAGAACACAUCCUUCUCUUUGUGGCCUUAUGAAAGUCACCUGCAGUUCUUUGUGUGGAAGGAAAUGCUUGAGAUCAUCCAGCCCAGAGCAGAGCGCCUUUCACUCUCAAACAACAGUCGACAAACAGUCAUAUCUAACAGUGGGCGGAGUUUGAUUUGGGAUCACGCAAAGGAUAGGUCAGAAAGUGCACAGAGUUUGAAAAAUGCAAAAUAUAAUGCCAGAUAUUCAAACAACUACUCUUCAUAUUAUGAACAAUCCUAUGGUUCAUGCAACUACGUCGCUCCCGCAAUCAGUGGCCAGGCAUUCAGCUCCAGUGAGUUCACUUCAGGACAGCACUACUGGGAAGUCGAUGUUGGAAGUGCAGAUUGUUGGAAACUCGGCAUUAAGAAUUAUUAUCUUGACUAUGACGGGCAAAGAUAUGCUGUUUGUGAUCCGAGCUUAACCAGAAACAUAACGAUAUCAAACACACCUCAAAAGUUUGGUUUUUACCUGAACUGCUCCUCCCAGCAGCUCUCCUUCUAUGACGCAGACAGCAUGACACACAUUGACACUGUGGACCUGAUGUCCAGCUCUGUACCUACGUCAGCAUAUUUCCACUUCCAGGACAGAGAUGCCAAUCAUGGCCCUCUGACUGUUUGCUGGUACUGAGGAGGAACAGACAAGACAAGCAGCCUUCCCUCAUGUGUGGUUCCUCCAGAAGAGCCACUGGAACGCUGGAAUGUAAAAACAAUCAGUUCCUGGUAUUAACCAGAACUUACAGGGUUUUUUUUCUCAUUUUUUAGCCACUCAGUGACCGACCCAAAGCUGUAACAGGAUUAUUUUAAGUUCCGUGUUGUUUCUGCUCCUCUCUGAUAGUGGUAUAUGAUGUGUAAUGAGGCUGAUUUCCAAGCUUGAGGUGUGUGUCGGUCUUGAACAUUGAUAUUGAGACUAUGUUUUGAUGUUUCAAGUGUGAACAAUAAGACAGGUUUACUGUGUGUUAAUGUGAGGCUGGUGUGGAGCCUCAUAUCAUUUUGUUGGAAUCUCGAUCAAUCUUAUAAGUUUCUGACAGUUUUCAGACGUGUUGAUGCAGAUCAGAGAUGUUUAAAGUGUCGGAGGAUCAGCUGAACAGACCGAAGUAAAAAUCACUCAGAGGGAGACUUCCAGUCUUCCCAGAGGAAUCCUCAGCACUGACAGAGAAUCUCUGUUAAAUGUGUGUUUAGUGGAGGUUCGUUCUAUUUUUGAAAUUUAAAUCUGUUAUCUGUGUUGAGUUUUUUGUGGGAUUGUGUUUGUUAUAAUUGUGAUAUCCCAAAUGUCUUAUUUUACAAGCUCAUUUCUGCAGCUUUGAAUAUGUUAUGUUGCUCAUUUUGUUCAUUUCUCUAAUUGUAUUUUGGGAUUAUAGCCACAGUCCUAAAAUCUCUUCAGGUCUUGGCAUGUUGGAGUGUGGCUUUACAUUUGAUGUGUCCAGAUUUAAUAAACAUUGUAAUAAACAAAGUGCAUGGCAA
This is a messenger RNA of Salarias fasciatus (jewelled blenny), 2331 nucleotides long. RefSeq names its product nuclear factor 7, ovary-like. The transcript has 2 exons. NCBI's taxonomy places the organism in Eukaryota, Metazoa, Chordata, Actinopteri, Blenniiformes, Blenniidae. Gene Ontology annotation, molecular function: zinc ion binding. The record is from RefSeq and is a predicted model, not a curated record. Bases 14 to 1498 code for a protein of 494 amino acids.